This is a messenger RNA of Phyllopteryx taeniolatus (common seadragon), 2121 nucleotides long. It is a transcript of the gene orc2, whose product is annotated as origin recognition complex, subunit 2. Gene Ontology annotation, biological process: DNA replication. The coding region runs from base 189 to 1919 and encodes 576 amino acids. NCBI's taxonomy places the organism in Eukaryota, Metazoa, Chordata, Actinopteri, Syngnathiformes, Syngnathidae. Gene Ontology annotation, molecular function: DNA replication origin binding. The record is from RefSeq and is a predicted model, not a curated record. The transcript is spliced from 15 exons. Gene Ontology annotation, cellular component: nucleus; nuclear origin of replication recognition complex.
UGUGAACUUUCCCCUGUCACGUGAUAUCAAAAUUUGUCGUGAUGGCGCCGAAACGCUCAACUGUUUCCACAUCCGCCCCGUAAAGUAUGUUGUUUACGGUGUCUCCUCGUUUUAUGCCCAUUGAGUACAUGUCUGUACGCGUUGCGCUAUAACGUGUUUGACCUGUGGUCUUAUUACUCUAAACGUCUAUGUGUGGAGUCAUGAGUGUGUUGGAGGUGAAGUUUAUCGGGGACGGGGAUGUUCUGGAGCACAUCGUGGACAAACAGGAGGAGGUGCAAAGCGGUGCUGGCACUAUUCAGAGGAUGGUCACGUGCAAGAGAUCAGCGGGACGGCGAGCCGGAGAGGAACCAGAAGGGAAGGAAGCGCUUGAAAGCAGCGUCCUUGAUGAGCAGAACUAUGUUCAAGCUUUUUGUGGGGACAGCACAGAAGAUGACGAUGGUAUGUCCAGAGUUGCAGGAGCAUCCAUUUUCACUUUUCAGAAAACCAAACGGGGCCGCAGCAUGGUGCAGACCGCCAGUGAGCUGGCACACACCCCGGGGAAAAGUGUGAGCUUCAGCACAACUCCCAACAUCGAGCCCUCCACUCCCAAUCGGGCAGGCCGCGACAAACAAAAGCAAACACCCCAGCGGCGCAAAAGGGUGCAGUUUGUCUCCACGACACCCCACAGGCUGAGGAAGAGAAUGCCAACACCCAGCCUCCGAUCAGACAGCGAGUAUUCACCCUCUGACUCUGGGGACGAAGAGGAUGAGGAUGACGUCGCGGUGGACGAAGAACAGAGAGUAAAGAAAGACGAUGGAAAGAGCGAGACCCCAAGAACACCGAGUAAAGGUUUAUCCGCAGCGCUCUACAAGACCCCCGCCAAAAAGAGCAAGAACGCUCCUGAACCUGCCAACCAGCCCACCUUGGUCGAGGAGUAUUUUGAGGCCCAUGGCAGCUCCAAAGUCUUAACGUCAGACCGCACGCUUGAUCGUUUACACGCCCCUAAAUUGGACAGGGAAACCCUUAUUCAGCUUUUAGAAGGAAAACCAUCCUGCUGCGCUAGAGAGAUGCACAACCUCAACAACAAACACAAAAAGCACUUUAGCAAAUGGAUGCUGCAGUUACAGUUGGGAUUUAGUGUCCUGCUCUACGGUUUGGGCAGCAAGAAAGAUCUGCUGGAGGAAUUUCGUUUUUCUCACUUGUCUCAAGAGAUGCACCUGGUGGUUAAUGGCUUCUUCCCCUCCAUCACACUGAAAUCGAUCUUGAACACUUUAACAUGUGAGGUUCUUGAGCACCACGGGAGUUUCCGAACACCCUGUGACCAGAUCCAGUACAUCUCCCAAACCCUUAAAGACAGACCAGCUCUUCAUGUCUAUGUGUUGAUCAAUAAUAUUGAUGGACCGAUGCUGCGAGGAGAGAAGACCCAGAGUGCCCUGGGGCAGCUGGCAUCCCUGCCCAACCUUCACUUGGUGGCUACCAUUGACCACAUUAACGCUCCUCUUGUGUGGGACCAGUUUAAACAGAGCCAGUUUAACUGGUUGUGGUGGGAAUGUGUGACAUUUAAGCACUACACAGAGGAGACAUCGUAUGAAAACUCUCUGCUGGUGCAACAAACGGCGGCUCUGGCUCUGUCUUCCCUGACACACGUUCUCCGCAGCUUGACCCCAAAUGCACGAGGAAUUUUCAAACUGCUGGUGAAAUUUCAGCUGGAAAACAAAGACAAUCCUUCAUACACAGGAUUGUCAUUCCACGAUUUUUACCAGCGUUGUCGCGAGUCGUUCUUGGUGAACUCUGACCUCACUCUGAGGACUCAACUGACCGAGUUCAGAGACCACAAACUGAUCCGGACACGCAAGGGUGCAGAUGGCGUGGAGUACCUGACGGUCGCCGUGAAUGCAAACACACUAUUGGACUACUUGGAGAAUGAGGAGGCUGACUGAAAAGAUCACUAAAUUGAAUUCUUCCAGCUCACAAAAAAAAAAAAAAACGGCGUGUCUAAUAUCAGUUACAUACCCCUCAGUACAUAUCAAUUUAAUACAGUCAAAUGACAUUUUGAUGGUCAAAAUGAUUGACUGUUUGCCCCAUUCUUCCCUUGUUAUUCACAGAAAGUAUGAGCAGCAUUAAUAAAAUCAACAAUGUGAA